This is a messenger RNA of Linnemannia hyalina, 2376 nucleotides long. Lineage: Eukaryota; Fungi; Mortierellomycota; Mortierellomycetes; Mortierellales; Mortierellaceae. The record is from the annotation of a GenBank genome assembly.
AUGCAUCAAUUCCAGUCAUUCGCUCCUCCCCAACCCCCUACCGUCGCUGAAUACGCCUUCCCGAGUGUCCUCCAGUUCCUUCAAUCCGAAUGGCGUCGCUUCGAACGAGAUAGGAAUGAAUGGGACAUUGAAAAGUCCGAGAUGAAGGCCAGGAUCGCGUUCUUGGAGGGCGAGAAACGUGGUGUCGACAACUCCAAGAUUGACCUUAUGAAGCGUGUCAAGAUGCUCGAAUUUGCAUUGAGGCAGGAGAGGAGCAAGUAUGUCGAGGCUAAAGAUGACAACGCUGCUGCAGUCCCUGCGCAAGGCCAACUGCCCCUGGCCCAUGGUAUCGCCCCCUCUCAUGUGAACAUCAAGACUCAAAACAGAAUGUCGACCUAUGGACAAAACAUGACCCAGGUCAGCCCGACCUCCGCAACUCCUGGCCUUGACCCUCUAGGAAGAGCCAAGAGCAGAGAGUUUCUCAGAAUAUGUCUGCAGGAAAUCAGCUACUUGACUGCUUCUGUUCCACAAUCAAUAGCCUCGGCCAUGCCCCCUGCACCAACACGACUUGUCCGGAAUGAAAGUGACCGAAGAGCGGCUGCUGCUGCAGGUGGAAGAAACAGAAAGAGCGACCACUACCCUGCCACACAGACGACAUCAGCACCUCCUCCACUUAACCGAGCCAGCUCUGUUCCGCUCUCAACACUCCAGUCCUUUGGUAAAGGCAAGCCCGCUGUGAACAAUUCUCCCGCUCUAAUUGAAGACAAAGCCGAGGAUGCAACCCUUCGACUGUUUGCCGUACCACAUAAUGCCACCCAGCCAAUACCCAACCGCAACACCAAUGACUCCGAAGAGUCAACACGGGCCGAACAUUUUGUUAAACCAGCACCUUUGAUCACUACGAACAUGACCAAGCCCCCGACUGAAAAAAUGGAUUCGGAGAAGGACUCAUCGGACGACAUGGAUUCUGUGGACGAAGACCCGGUGACGGUUGUGCAUUCGCCAUUGUCAGGAGACGACUGGCAUGCCAAGCUUCAGCGAGCUGGACAGCAGCUUGCCCUUCAGGACAAGCCCAAGAAGUCUAAAAAAGCUGAGGAUGACGUUCAGUUAGCCAAAGAUGUUCAGGACAAGUUCAACAUUUCACCAGAAAGAUUGAACAAGAUGGUGAAGGAAUGGGACAAGACAAAACUCGACGGAGUGGGAUCUCAAAAGUCCAUGCGCAAGAAGAAAGCCAAGGAUUCAGCUUUGCUCGAUGAACUAGCCAAUCUAACUGUCGAUGAGGCAGAGGCCGAUAUGGGAACCAGAACAGGUGACACUGCGACUGACGAGCCGGCGCGCUGGCGGCCAAAGGUCACCCUCAGAAGACAUUUGGACACUGUCCGCUCCAUCGCAUUCCACCCAACCAAGAAGGCAAUUCUUUCAGGAUCCGAGGAUGGUACUAUGAAGUUCUGGAACCUGGAAACCGUACUGGGAGAUUCAAGGAAAGCAGCCAGCGGCGAGAUUGAUCCGAUUCACACCUACCGUGGCCACACUAAAGGGAUCACAGCCGUUGCACUUUCCGCCGACCAAAACAAAUGCUUCUCUGCCAGUCUUGAUCGAACCGUCAGAGCUUAUGGUCUUGUUCCUAUGGACAAGGAGACAUAUGCCCGACUUGAUCCGAGUUUGAAUUUGUCGACGUUUGUUGGACAUACAGAUGCAGUGUGGGAUAUUCGUCUGUUCCCACUCUCAAUCUCUUCGUCGCAGCUGUUGGGCUCGAUCUCUGCGGACGGAACUGUCAAAAUUUGGGACACAGAGACCAAAGGGUCACCAUUGAAGUCAUCAUGGAGCUAUCAUGGAUCGGACGCCUCAUCAGCGACAGCAUCAACAGGACCCAAACUGCGUCCUGUGCCGACUGGACUGGACUUUUGUCCGACGGACUUGAAAAAGAUGGUGGUCAGCUACUCCAACUCUGUCAUCAAGCUGUUCGAUAUCGAGACUGGCAAGGACAUCUUGACCUUCAAGAGCAACGAAACCUAUGAUGGCACGACGGGCACACAAAUCAACAAGGUCAUUUGCCAUCCUACGCUUCCAGUCGUCGUAUCUGGACAUGAGGACCGAUACAUUCGCUUCUUCGACCUCAAAAGUGGGGCGUGCUCGUACUCGAUGUUGACACAUUUGGAUGCAGUCUCGUCUCUGGACAUUGACCCUGCAGGAUUGGUCCUUUGUUCGGGCGGACAUGACGCGUCAGUUAGGUUGUGGGAUAUUGCUUCAACUCAGCGGACGUGUCUGCAAGAGUUCACAGGACACCGACGCAAAGGAAACGAGGGAGUUUGCACGGUCCAAUAUCACCCAACCAUGCCUGAGUUGCUUGCUACUGGCGGUGCUGAUUCGCUCGUCAAGAUUUACACCAGAAGCUAA